Messenger RNA from Octopus sinensis (East Asian common octopus), 2734 nucleotides. RefSeq lists its product as uncharacterized. The transcript is spliced from 8 exons. The coding region runs from base 713 to 2137 and encodes 474 amino acids. The record is from RefSeq and is a predicted model, not a curated record. Gene Ontology annotation, biological process: regulation of apoptotic process. Lineage: Eukaryota; Metazoa; Mollusca; Cephalopoda; Octopoda; Octopodidae.
AGUCAUACCCUCCAUUUCUACUAAGUCUGCAAGUAGCAGACAUCUCGCGAAGUGCGGCAGCAGAAGAGGAGGGGGUUCAGUGAAAACAGCAACAACAACAAAAGCUGCUUAGAAAGGAAAAAAAAGCCGAUACUGAAGGUAGUUGUUAAUUUAAAUACGGAAUUACCAUUAUAGAAGAAAGAAAAUGUUUUAUCUUACAUAAAGAGGAAAUCUAUGAUUACAUUUUCUGUAUAUAUAUAAAUAUAUAUAAAAUAUAACCAAACCGAAAUAGUAAUUGGUUCACAAAAUUGCGAGAGAAAAUAUAUGAUCUUCUAAGCAGCGAUUUGAAGCUGUCCCAUGUUUCGAUCCACAACAUAUUACAGUUGUGGUUGGUCAGUCCAGUCCACUAUUGCUUCAAGAUUGAAAUGACCUUUUAGUCUGUCCAAAACCUAUCACUCCUCUUGUGCCUUAACACAACAAUAGUGCACAGGUUCUGCACCAAUGUUCUUUGAAAAGACAGAAUCAACAAAAUUCCACAAUCAACAGUGAAUAAACUGAGCGUGGUUUUGUUGGGGGUCACUGAUAUUUCCUUUCAAGCAUUUAAACUGGCCAUAUCCAGCCCAGAUAUUCUGUUUUAAGUUCAAACUGGCCUGAACUGGCCUCUCAUGCCAACCCUAAAAAUACAGUCUCAUCAUCAAAACCUCAAGGCUACAAAGACAGGUGAUGAAAGGCUAUGGUGGCUGAAAAGCUCAGUAAUCGUGAAGAUCUUAUUGAAAACCUUGACUCUGAACCAGUGUUUGAUUACCUGCUCCAGCAUGGUGUCAUCAGUAAAGAAAGCUACAAUGAUAUUAACGAAGAAGAAGAUAUGCCUCUGCGGAACCAAGCUCUGCUGCAGCACUUGGAGGGUCUUCACAGUAGCAAUGCGAUGGCCCUCUUUAUUAAUGCUCUACGACAAUCGGGGCAGCUUGACUUAGCAAGCUCUCUUGACUACACCAAAAGAAUUAAACCCGUCCAUGGUACAGGUUAUUUGCAAAGAGACCGAUAUAAAGGUCAAGUGGCUAUACGCAUCCAGGUGGAGGCUGUUAAGGCACUUGUUCCAAAAAUGGAACUCUUGGAUAGAGUGAGUGUUGAAGACCUUAGUAGCAGCACAGGAACACACAGUGUCGAAAUCAGCUUCUCUCCAAGUCGACGACGUCACUGUUCUUAUGAAAAUAUGACAUUAUUAGAGUCACCUGAGGAGGGAGCAAAUAUUCAACCACAUCUCAUCAAAGAGUAUGCUUACAGCCAUGAAGAUGAUGAUGAUAUCAUCAAACCAAAGAGAUGCUGGUGCAUCUGCUUCCCAAGCCUAUUCCGUCGUAAAAAAGACCCCAAACAAAAGAAGCAUAAUGUUACAAAUCGUCGAGAUCGGACACAACAAGUUACUCCUCCAGACAUUUCACGAUAUACCAAUGUAGUGACCAGCUCUCCAUCGUCUCGCAUUAAGUGGCAUGAGGAAAGGGCAUCGCUAAAUGGCAAAUAUUAUCUGAACAGAAAGUCUAGCAAAAGUCACAGAAAUGAGAAUCCUAAUAUUACUGAUAUUGUUCAUUACAAAAAUUCCUUGAAUGAAAGUCAUUAUUCCUCUCCUGAGUCUUUAAAAAGUCGACACUCUGGUAAUUCCGUUUUGAUUCAAGGCUACAGGAGAGAUUCGAAUAGUAUUGCCUCAAGCAAAAACAGUAUGUUUCCUGGGCCUUCCCCUGCUAAACAAGGUAUGUUCAUGUCACUGGAGCAAGGGAGAUCAAUAUCUAGGAAAGUUGAAUUGACAGAAGAAUGGCGUGGUGAUGGAGAGGUUUUGGAUGAGAAAGCUCACAAGUUUUAUGUCCUUUUUGAUAGUGCUGGAAAUUCACACUAUACAAACCUAAUAAAAUAUUUCGAACAAGAUCGAGGAACACUUGUUAUGAGUGCGCUUCGAAGAGACACGUUAGUUGUUAUGAAUAUUUGUAUGACAAAAGAUCAAUUACAACAAUUGCAGUCAGAUUAUUCAACUGGCAAGCUAACCCGUGAUAUUGAGCAACGGUUGGUCAACAUGCAGGUCUUAAAUGCUGUUGAUGCCAAAGAGUUGCGUCUUUCCACUAUUAUAGAUGAUAGUGAAUUCAGCCAAGCUGAAGAAGAGCUUGGUUGAAAUGCUGACCAAUGAAAACUGGAUAGUAAUUCCACUGAGUGACUAUGUUUUGGUGCUCUUCGACAUUAAAUUAUUGAAACAUUUUUGUAUCUUAUAUCUGCUAACAUAUUUCGGAACAAAACACAUCAUUAUAUUUAUAAAAUCUUCAACUUAAAAUUUAUAAGUUAGUGAAGUUUUAUGUUUUUCGUUUUUUUUUUUGUUUUUGUUUUUGUUUGAACAUAUUUAAUGUCAAGCAUUACAAAAGGCUUUGUUAGUUCUACUUAUUAUAUUUUAGGUUAGAAUGGGUUUUUAAUACGCAAAUACUGUGCUACCAAAAGCUUAUUUUAAAUUAUUCAAUUUAUAUCUUGAAAAAAAAAAAGGGAAAAAACUUUCUUUUAACUGAGCAAAUUUAUGAAUUAGUAAGCCUGUAAAAUACCAGCUAUUCCAUUAUUUUAGAGAAACUUCUCUUGGCUUACUUAGCAAGAUAGUUUUACAUCUUUUAUUUUGAAAAUUUUGACAGGAAAGGAAAUGCCCACUUUUGACUUAAGCUCACAAAAGUUAUCUACCUUUAAGUAAAGAAAUAACAGCACAAUAACAAACGAAAUAAUUUAUACUUAA